Molecule: messenger RNA, 1263 nt
Organism: Eutrema salsugineum
Lineage: Eukaryota; Viridiplantae; Streptophyta; Magnoliopsida; Brassicales; Brassicaceae
Product: protein ECERIFERUM 2
Exons: 2
Coding region: 1-1071 (356 amino acids)
Molecular function (GO): acyltransferase activity, transferring groups other than amino-acyl groups
Source: RefSeq, a predicted model, not a curated record
AUGGAAACUAAAAUCCCCAAAUCGAUGAUCGCCGGAGUACAGAGCGUCAUGCCGGUUGAAGUGACGCAACAUCGUAAAGUCCGUUCCAUAACCGUCGAAGAUCCAGUCGGAGUAGGAAUAUUCCGGCGAACACUAAACAUGGUUACGUACUACAAGCAAGCAGAAGCAGGUGAUAGUGGUGAGAGAGGGUGGCUAGUCGCCGGUUGGAUCAAGGAGUCGUUAGGGAGAGCCUUGACGGAGCAGCCGAUGAUUUCCGGUAGGCUGCGGCGGAGAAGAACAUCGACGGAGGAGGAUGGUCUAGAGCUAGAGGUGGUUGCUAACGACAGUGGCGUUAGGCUGGUGGAGGCUAGGUUUCCGGCGAGUUUGCCGGAGUUUAUUGAGAUGGUGAAGAGAGACAAAAGCAGAGCUGAGGCAGAGACUGUAUUCUGGAGAGACAUUGAUGAAGAUAAUCCUCAAUUCUCUCCAUUGUUCUAUCUUCAGGUGACUAAUUUUGAGAAAGGUGGAUACGCGAUUGGGAUAAGCUGCAGUCUAUUGAUAGCUGAUAUCCUCCUUGAGACAGACUUCUUGACCAAAUGGGCUCAAAUCCAAAGCUCUUUAGCUCAUUCCAAAACCACACUCAAACCAAUCUUCCACCUCCCAUCACGCAAGAAAGACAAAGACCUUGGUCAUUUCCUCGUUGACUUUUCUAGGUCACCCUCGGUUCUCGACCGUGGAGAACCCCUUGUUUUCCGGGCCAAAACAUGCUCGGAGAUGUCACUAGCCACCGUGAAAGACACUGUCCGCGAAAGAGCGAGUUCGGAUGUAUUCUUGUUCGUCAAGGAACAAGGCGAUGGUAUGAAGGUAGAGAUACAUUCGAGAUCAGAUGAAGCGAUUAGCGAUUGCGAUUGUGGUGGCGUUUUGGAGGAGACAGUCGUUGGAGUAGUUAAUGUGAGUUUAGCGUUUCAGGACAAAUUGGAAGGCAGUUCAUGUUGGGUUGGGUCUGUCUCAAAAGGACUUGUGCUUGUCGUCCCAUCUACUUUUGGAGAUACAAAGUCGGUUGCCAAAUUCGUUGUCGCAUUGCCAAAAAAGUAACUCAUCAAUAUCAAUGAGAUAACUAUUUAAUUGUAUGUUUCGAUAGUUGAAUAAUAAGUGUUGUCAAUGUUUAUGUAAAUCGAAGAAGCAACUACGUAUUAUAAUAGUUUUUGAGAUAUUGAUUUUGGUAUCAUGUACACUGUUGGUAUCCUGUGAUGAUAUUAUUACAUACAAUUUGUAAUAAAAAGUCAA